UUUUGUUAAAGAAGUUGUAUAGGAUUUGUGGAGCAGAAGCAGUGGCAAGCCAGGCUGAAAGGGAGGGAAGAUGUAGGGAUGGUUAUUUGGUCCUGGGGAGGCUUUUAUUUCUCAGGGUCCCGCUAUUCUUGUCCGCCGUAUCGUAUUGUUGUUAGUAUUUUCCUCGUAUUUUCAGCCAGAUUGAAAUGCUCCUUCUAAAUUUCUGGCAUGGUGGCGAGAGGGGUAGCGAAUUUAUCAUCUGUUUUUGUUUGUUCAGUUGCACUUGCUCUGAAGAAUAAGGCAGAUUUGUGGAGAGCAUUAGAGAAGAAACUUGAUAGAAAUGAGUACAGCCAAAGUGAAACGCUGUGUGGGCAAAUAUGAGCUCGGCCGGACCAUCGGCGAAGGAACUUUCGCAAAGGUCAGGUUUGCAAGAAACUCCAAGACAGGGGACGCUGUUGCUAUCAAGAUUCUUGAUAAGGAGAAGGUUCUUAAGAACAAAAUGGUUGAACAGAUCAAACGGGAAAUCGCUACUAUGAAGUUAAUCAAACAUCCUAAUGUUGUUCGUCUUUAUGAGGUUAUGGGAAGCAAAACAAAGAUUUUUCUUGUUCUUGAAUUCGUUAAGGGGGGAGAGCUAUUUGACAAAAUUGUUAACCAUGGCCGGUUGAGGGAGGAUGAAGCAAGAAAAUAUUUUCAGCAACUAAUUAAUGCUGUUGAUUACUGCCAUAGUAGAGGCGUUUACCAUCGCGACUUGAAGCCAGAAAAUUUACUACUUGAUGAAAACGGUAAUCUCAAAGUCUCAGAUUUUGGAUUAAGUGCACUGUCUCUGCAAGUAAGGGCUGAUGGUUUACUUCAUACUACUUGUGGGACUCCAAAUUAUGUUGCUCCAGAGGUGCUUAAUGACAAAGGUUAUGAUGGCACAACUUCAGAUCUGUGGUCAUGUGGGGUUAUUCUAUUUGUUCUGCUUGCUGGGUAUUUACCCUUUGAGGAUGAUAAUGUCAUAAAUUUGUAUAAGAAAAUAUCCGAUGCUGAAUUUUCAUGCCCAGCUUGGCUUUCUUCGGAUGCCAAGAGAUUGAUAAAACGAAUACUGGAUCCAAAUCCCAUUACACGAAUAACUAUUCCCGAACUAUUGGAGGAUGCAUGGUUCAAGAAAGGCUACAAACCGCCAAUUUUCAACGAGAAUUGCGACACGAAUUUGGAUGAUAUCGAUGCAGUUUUCAAGGACUCAGAAGAACAUCAUGUUACAGAGAAAAAAGAAGAACAGCCUGCAGCUCUGAAUGCUUUUGACCUGAUCUCAAUGUCAAAGGGGCUGAAACUUGGAAGUUUAUUUGAUAGAGAACAGGAAUUCAAAAGAGAGACAAGAUUUUCAUCAAAAUCGUCAGCCAAUGAAAUUAUGAGUAAGAUUGAAGAAGCUGCAAAGCCUCUUGGAUUUGAAGUGCAGAAGAAAAAUUAUAAGAUGAGGCUGGAGAAUAUGAAAGCUGGAAGGAAAGGAAACCUGAACAUUGCUACUGAAGUGUUUCAAGUGGCGCCUUCUCUUCAUAUGGUUGAGGUUCGGAAAGCGAAAGGGGACACUCUCGAGUUCCAUAAGUUCUACAAAAACCUCUCAACCUCUCUCAAAGAUGUUGUUUGGAAGUCUGAGGAAGACUAGAAUGUGCAUGCUGUGUUGGUGAAGGAGCAAAUAUGUUCAGCUCCUCCCUUUAUUUAUUUUUAUUUAUUUUUGCCCUUUUUCCAGGAUAACAUAUAUUUUCCUGUUUUCUUUGUGUU
Molecule: messenger RNA, 1740 nt
Organism: Phalaenopsis equestris
Lineage: Eukaryota; Viridiplantae; Streptophyta; Magnoliopsida; Asparagales; Orchidaceae
Product: CBL-interacting protein kinase 32-like
Exons: 15
Coding region: 320-1624 (434 amino acids)
Biological process (GO): signal transduction; protein phosphorylation
Molecular function (GO): protein kinase activity; ATP binding
Source: RefSeq, a predicted model, not a curated record